AUGGUUUCUGGUGACUACAGAAUCCUAAUACGACACAACGAGCACAUCACAGGUAGUCCCUUCACGGCAAGGAUCGCUGGUAAGCAGGAGUAUCUACAGUAUGUGGCUGGUGACAGUGUUGUUCCCCGGAGGUCCCGCAGGGUGAUGUUUGGCACAGCGACUGACUUCAGCCUGGACAUCACAGAAGAGGAUAUCCACCUGCUCACAGCCAGUAUCGUGUUUCCAUCAGGCCUGGAUGUGUCCUGCCUGCUGAAGAGGCAGCAUGACAGACACACAGCUGAUUUCAUUAUCUGGGCUCGAGAGGCAGGUGCCGGUAAUGGAGGGCCCAGGUCAGGCGCAGCCCACCUUUUGAGGAAAGGGAAGAUGGCUCCUGUGGGAUCUCCUACGUUGCUCAGGAACCAGCUUGAGCAGAGGCAGGAGUCCCAGAGCCCCAAAAAGUUCCUUGCAACAGCAAACCCAGAGUUCACAACACUCAUCUCUCUACAUGUUGCAGAGAGAGACUCAGAGAGAAAGAGAAACAGUAUUUAUCAAUUCCUCAAUAGGUACUGGAGGAGGACCCUGGGUCUACAGGUGCGCUAUGCAGACUGUGGGGGGUACCGCUUCUGUUACUCUUACAGAGGGAAGCCAGGGUUCAGACCAUCCAUCCUCAUGCUACAUGGUUUCUCUGCUCACAAAGACACAUGGCUCACUAUGGUCAAGUAUCUACCCAAACACCUGCACAUACUGUGCGUGGAUAUGCCUGGCCAUGAGGGAACCACUCGUACCAACUCAGAGGACUACUCCAUCCAAGGCCAGGUCAAGAGGAUUCAUCAGUUUGUGGAGAACGUUCGACUGAACAGGAAGCCCUUCCAUCUGGUCGGGACCUCCAUGGGGGGCAAUGUGGCAGGGGUGUACGCAGCCAGCUUCCCCUCCGAAAUCUGUAGCAUCAUCCUUAUCUGUCCAGCAGGUAUAGCGAUACCCUGUGAGACAAAAUUUGACAAUCAUCUGCAGGACCUUGAGCACAGCCAUUACACUCUGAGCAUCCCACUGAUUCCGUCCACGCAGGAGAUGGAGGAUAUGCUCAGGCUUUGCUCCCAUGUCCGCUUUAAGAUCCCUCGACAGAUUCUUCAAGGACUGGUGGAUGUUCGCCUUCCACACAAUGAUUUUUAUCAAGAAGUUUUCAUGGAGUUAUUGGGUGAGAACUCCAGAUACGCCCUACAGGAAAAUUUGCAGCUGAUCACUGCCCCUUUGCAAGUCAUUUGGGGUAAACAGGACCAGGUGGUGGAUGUCUCUGGAGCUGUGGUAGUGGCGGAGGCCUUGCCCGGUUGCAGGGUGGACCUGUUAGAGAACUGUGGCCACUCUGUGGUGAUGGAGAGGCCUCGCCGGACGGCCAAACUCAUCAUGGAGUUUAUUAUCUCCCUGGGUACCACCAGCGGAACCAUUAAGAAGCGCUCCUGAGAAAUAUAUUCUUUAUGGAAGUUUUAUUAUUUAGUCAAGCAUUUUACUUUGAAAUGUAAAAAAAAAAAAAAGUUUUACGAUCAACUAAUUACUGUAAACUCUUAUAUUUUCAGAUUCAGGUAUUUUUUUCACCCAUGUAAUAUCUUGGUCAAAUAUAUUGUUUUUUCCUCUUCCUGCAAUAUUGGAUGAUAUUUGACUAAAUUAGUAAACCCUGCCUGUGUCUAAUUUCAUUGAUUUUCAUCAAACUAUGCUGAUGGAAUGUUUGUAGCUAGCCUAUGUGCAUAAAAUAAAGAAUACUUCCAUCUCUUUUCUA
This is a messenger RNA of Salvelinus sp. IW2-2015, 1750 nucleotides long. Lineage: Eukaryota; Metazoa; Chordata; Actinopteri; Salmoniformes; Salmonidae. The record is from RefSeq and is a predicted model, not a curated record.